UUUAGUAUCCAGGAGGAGGGGCAACGGGCGUGGAUGAAUGAAACAACAAUGAACAGCCCAUGUAUUCCAAACAUCCUCUAUAAGCAAACACAACCUCCUGAAUCUCGAACCCCUUCCCACCACAAACUCAUCACUCAACUCUCCACGUAGCGCCUCUAUACCAAAAGAUGAGCACCAUGUGCGACUCAUUCGCUUUCGCACAAGAAACACCAACGCUGGACGACUCGCCUACCAUCCCUAUCAUGGCCCUUCCAGGCUGCAACGAUGAAGAAGACGACCGGCAGGUCAACUUCUUGCCAGGCAUGGAUGUUAAGAAGCCAGAUACCGCUCGUCGACCCACAAGCUUCAUUACAGAUACAGACGUCAGCAACCUCAUUGCUCAAGACGCGUUUCCGUCUUUCAUUCUGGACGCCAUUGAGGUUGGUUCCAUCCAAGCGGGUACCAAGGCGAGAGAGGCUAGACUGGCCCGAUCGCAACAGUCGAGAUCUGUCUCUGAUGGAACAUGGCAGUCGUACAACAAGCGCCCUUUCACUCAGCGCAGAGCAUCCUUAGACGCCGCUCCUUCCCGCCCACCUCUCAACUUUACGCACACGGCUCCACCAGAUUUGCCGGGCUAUGCCCCUAUGGCAAGAAGCGCCUCUCUUACCACAGCACCUGCCGGAGCUCCUCCUACCUUUUCAAAAUCUCACCCUCCUGUAUUGCCCAUCGCUCCACAGCGAGCGUCUGCCUUUUCAACAUCCUCUUCCAAGCGAUACCGAGCUCUUCAAAGUCCAGCUACAUCGACCUGUCGCCCAGCGACGCCCCUUCAUUCUAUCCCCGAGACACCCAGAGAUCUCGAUGUGGCUCCUGAAGGCAACUGGACUCUUCGACGUCGGCCUGGAGGAUCCUCAAAGCUCAGACAAUCAAGAUCUGCUCCCAACAUGAAGGUCUCUAAGCGACCGGUCGAACCUGAGGGGUUGAAAAGAUCUUUGUCUGGUUUGGACAGACGAGACGGCUCUGAUUCGAAAAAGAAAUACCUCUCCGUCGCUCUACAGAUGCGUCGUGGUUCAGCUCCACUCGACACUUACCUUGCAUUCCAUAACGGGCCUGUCCAGCCUAUUCCCAAAACGCUCUCUCGCUCUUCCUCCCUUGUGCGCUCCUCUCACAUUCAGUCGCUUAGCAAGACCGCGCCUAAUAAACCUACCAAUAUUCAAAACUCUCUUAAGGCGGAAGAUAUUCCCUGUUGGCCGCCAUUAGUAAUCAGGCCUAAACGAUCUGGUUGCCAACCUGUCCCAGCGGCCACUCUCCGUUCCGAAACUCCUACGGCGUCUACUAUGCGGGAACAUGGGACGACGCCAGAAGAAGACGCACCAGGAACAACCAUUCCACCGAGGCCAGUAAAAUCACGCCAACGAAUCAUCCGUGCGGAGAAGAAGGAAAAGAGAAGUCGGGUCAUCUGCUUUCCUCCCGAAUGCACGCCCUGUCUUCUUACACCAGAUAGUGAUGCCCUCACUUUCAGCUCUAUCUUAACCGAGGGGAGAGAAAAAGAGGAAGAGGAUACGGAAGAUGUUUGGCAGGCUGUGGGAGAAGCAGAAAAAUGGGUAUGGCCAGAUCCUCCUUCCAAGACUCUCACUCCUCCUCGAAUCCUGGUUACUUCCUUCACCAACCCCUUUCGGCCAGAACCAACUGUGUAUGACAACAAGAAUGACACAACUCCCAAAGCUUCGAGGUCAACAAUCUAUCGAGGGACGAAUGGUAGUGCAGAUCUAUCAAAGAUCGAGCUGAGGUUGGAUCUUGCGGUGCCGAUGGAGAAGGAGGGCGAGGGCAAAAAAUUCAAGUCAUGGGCAAAGGGUAUGAGGAGAAAAUGGCGAGCAUGAUCAUGACUCUAGGUGGUAUUUACUUACCCUGUAUCCUAUUAGUAGAACUGUAUAAUUAUUAGCGUUCAUUCAUGUUUUGUCAAGUAUAAUUCGUUAAAUAACCGCUGUCAUGUAUCC
Molecule: messenger RNA, 1973 nt
Organism: Cryptococcus deneoformans JEC21
Lineage: Eukaryota; Fungi; Basidiomycota; Tremellomycetes; Tremellales; Cryptococcaceae
Exons: 2
Coding region: 168-1856 (562 amino acids)
Source: RefSeq, a predicted model, not a curated record